This is a messenger RNA of Leptopilina boulardi, 1870 nucleotides long. RefSeq lists its product as uncharacterized. The transcript has 3 exons. The record is from RefSeq and is a predicted model, not a curated record. Bases 356 to 1732 code for a protein of 458 amino acids. Lineage: Eukaryota; Metazoa; Arthropoda; Insecta; Hymenoptera; Figitidae.
AUAACUAAAAUUAAAAUAUUUAUCAACUAAAGAUAUAUGAAUAUUUAUACGUAAUAUAUUAUAUAUAUAUAUAUAUAAUUAUAUUGUCUAAAAAUAAUUCAGUAUAUUAUAUUGUGACAGUUUUUGGAAGCACUGCAACGUGACUGCAACGUAUUUUGUUAUUAAUUUCACGUUAGAUCGUACUGAUUAAUUCAAGGAAUUGGAUCCGGCUUUUUGGGCACACCGAAAUCAUUUUUGAUAUAAUUAUACAGAAAAGUUUGUAUAAAACAAUAUUUACAAUUUAUGCAAUCAUAAAUAUGAACUAAUUAAAUUUGUUAUUUUUUAGAAAGGGUAUAAUUUUUGGAAAAUCUUUACAAUGAGUUCGAUAAAAACACCUAUUACAAUUCUUAACGAAAUGAUGGUAAAAAAGAAGAUAGUACCUGUGUUUGAAUUAAUUAUAAGUAAAGGUAUUAAUCAAUUUACGUAUCAAGUUUCUUGUGAUGGAUUAGUCGCAAUAGGAAGUGCAGGAUCAAAAAAAGAUGCUAAACAAGAAGCGGCAAAUCAAAUGUUAGAAAAAAUUGCAGCUCGAGAUGCUCAAUUAACUGGAAAAUCAUUAAAAAGAUCACUUUUCACGAAAGAUAUAAGAGAAAAUCCAAUAAUAUGCAAAAAAUUAAAAACAAUUCCAACUUUAAAUGCUGUAGGAUCAUUAAUUGAAAUCUGUUCUAAAAUGUUCAAGCAAUUGCCAAAUUAUGAGAUUAAUGAAACGGGUCCUCCUCAUAUGAAAACAUUUUCUGUCACUUGUACUGUUUCAACAUUUACUGCUUAUGGUGAUGGUAAAUCGAAAAAACAAGCUAAAAAUGAAGCUGCAUUAAAAAUGUGGGAAAUGAUUCAUGAACAUAUAUUCACAGAAACAAUAAAUUGUGAUUCUCAGAACAUAAAAUUAGAAAAUGAACAAUCAUUGCCAAUGAAUUUACAGUCUACGUUAAAAAAUUCAUUAAAAGAAAAAUUGGAUGAGAAAAAUGUGGAAAAUUCACAAAAAAAAGACAAUGAAAUUGUUCAGGCAAAUUCAACGAAUGGACAAAUUUUCUCAGUCACUAAAGUUGAAAUUCAAGAUAAAAAUGAGAGCGAUGAUCAAUUGAUUCCAGAUUCUUCAAUAAAAACAAAAGAAAUUAACAAAACUGAUGACAGUGCAAAAAAUAUCAAACCAGUUUCAUCUUCGGAUGAAAAAGUAACAGUCAUUCCACCAUCUGAUGAAAAGGACAAUAAUGUAAAUUCAAUUUCAUCAUCGAAUGAAAAGAAAAAUAAUGUAAAAGAAGUUAUUGUCGGAAAAAUUAACAAUACCUUUGAAAAAUUACAAAAUACUCAAAAUUCUCCUUUAUUGAAAUUUAUGCAAAUGAAAGCAAAUGCAAAUAAGGCACUUAUAUCUGAUGGUCAUUUUAAGAAAUCUUUUUCAAAUGAAAUUCGAGAAUUGGUAUUAAAGCAGGUGAUCAAUUUAAUUGAUAAAAUAACUAAUGUAGAUGAAAUUACAGAAAAAAUUGUUUUUGAUGCAAGACAAAGUUUUUCGGAAUUAUUGAAACCAUUGAAAUUGAUAUAUAAACAUAGGAAAUUAGAAACAAAAUCGAGCAAAAUUAUAAUACAUGUUCAAAUAUCCACAAAUCCUGAUAUUCAUGAAAUUGGAAUUGCUGACAAUCAUCAUCAAGCGGAAAUAAAUGGUAUGAAACAAAUUUUACAUUUAUUGACUAAAUUGAUGUAAAUGAUAUCCAUUUAUACUUAAUUAUUCAAAUUGAAUAAUCUAUAUAUUGUUCUGGCUAUUUAAUGGCUUUUUCAUUCAUUUUUGUUUUAUUAAAAAAAAAUAUAUGUAUUUCUUUGUUUCUCAACAUAAUGAUUUUUU